AUGUCUUCCAUAGAUCUAGAUGGUGUUCCUGAUAUGGGUGAACCUCAACACAUGGGCUUUGGUCGCUUAGCAAGUUGCCCAGCGGACUGGACACACGAUGACAGGAAAAUUGAAUAUAAGAGGCUGAUUGGCGAGGAGAUAUCAAAGGCUUCUAAGUCGCCAGCAUGUAUGCAAUCGUGGAAGACUGUCUCGUUGUCAGCAAAGCAAAUCAACAUUGCUUUGCAUGCCAAGUUUGGAGAUUUGGUUGAUGAUAUUCCCACCCGUUCAAAACAAGAAUGUUUAGACAGCAUGGAUGUCAGUGGGAAUCACCAUGAUAUUGAAUUGGCCCAGGGAUACGACAAUUGA
This is a messenger RNA of Guillardia theta CCMP2712, 345 nucleotides long. RefSeq lists its product as hypothetical. The coding region runs from base 1 to 345 and encodes 114 amino acids. The record is from RefSeq and is a predicted model, not a curated record. NCBI's taxonomy places the organism in Eukaryota, Cryptophyceae, Pyrenomonadales, Geminigeraceae. The transcript is spliced from 4 exons.